Messenger RNA from Phlebotomus papatasi, 716 nucleotides. RefSeq names its product DNA-directed RNA polymerase II subunit RPB9 (gene RpII15). The coding region runs from base 119 to 502 and encodes 127 amino acids. Gene Ontology annotation, biological process: transcription-coupled nucleotide-excision repair; transcription initiation at RNA polymerase II promoter; maintenance of transcriptional fidelity during transcription elongation by RNA polymerase II. The transcript is spliced from 3 exons. The record is from RefSeq and is a predicted model, not a curated record. Gene Ontology annotation, cellular component: RNA polymerase II, core complex. Lineage: Eukaryota; Metazoa; Arthropoda; Insecta; Diptera; Psychodidae. Gene Ontology annotation, molecular function: DNA-directed RNA polymerase activity; nucleic acid binding; zinc ion binding.
GUCACAGCAGUCACAUAACCUUGUGUUUGUUUAUUUUUGUUUAGCUUUCUCGUGAAUUUUGGUAGUUUUUUCUCAAAAAAAACUUGUUUUGCAAAAACUAUUUGGUGAAAUUUUAGAAAUGUCUGGUUACGAUGCCCAUGAUGAUGGCCCAGGAUUUGUGGGAAUUCGUUUCUGCCAAGAAUGCAAUAAUAUGUUGUACCCCAAAGAGGAUAAAGAUAACAAGAUACUCCUCUAUGCAUGCCGCAAUUGUGACUACAAGCAAGUGGCGGAUUCCAAUUGUAUCUACGUGAACAAGAUUAUGCACGAAAUUGAUGAGCUCACACACAUCGUUCCGGACGUGAUCUCGGAUCCCACGUUGCCCCGUACAGAGGAUCAUGCUUGUCCCAAGUGCAGUCAUUCUGAAGCUGUUUUCUUUCAAGCACAGACCCGACGCGCUGAAGAAGAAAUGAGGCUGUAUUAUGUGUGCACAAAUCAAAAUUGCACCCAUCGAUGGACAGAGUAGAGAUCAGCAAUUAAAUUUCACCGCACAAUCUCUUGGUCAUUCUCGGGAUGGAAGUGAAAACAUGUCGCGAAACAAGAAAUUCAAGUUGCAAAAAUUUAUUCUUUGCCUAUUCUAUUGUUAACACGAUCAUCUUCUAAUGCAGAUCUCUAUUCUUUGGCUGAAUUCUGUAAAUCUGUUGAGAAGAGAAAUAUAAUGAGAAAUAAUGCAACUAGUA